Musa acuminata AAA Group (dessert banana) is the source of this 1410-nucleotide messenger RNA. RefSeq lists its product as uncharacterized. The transcript is spliced from 7 exons. The record is from RefSeq and is a predicted model, not a curated record. Bases 220 to 1227 code for a protein of 335 amino acids. Lineage: Eukaryota; Viridiplantae; Streptophyta; Magnoliopsida; Zingiberales; Musaceae.
CGUCCAAAGCCGGGCCUCCGUUCGACGGUCUAAAAGCAAAGCGCGAACUGCUCGCGAGCUUCUUCCGACGACGACAAUAAGGCCCACUGCGGUCCCGUCACCGCCGCCGUCCUUACUCCGCACCUCCCAUUGUUCCCAGAUCCCUCUCCAUUGGCGGGAAUAGGAUCUGAUCGACCGACGCUCGGAACCUGCCGAGGAGGGCAGCGAAGAUACGAUGUCAUGAGGGCGGUGAAGGCGAAGGUGGAAGGAUGGCGAGGGUGGGGGAGGGGCCGCGGCAAGUCUGGCUGCUGCUCUUUUAAGCGGAUCACCGUCGUGGCUUGCUGUGUCAACCUCGUCGCGGCGCUCGUCGUGCUCCGAUCUUUCGACACCUCGUUCUUCCUCUUUCCCUCGUAUGGGUUCAACGGGAAUUUUUUUUCCGUGGAUCAGGUUGAGAGGAUAGAAGAAUCGAUUAGGGUGCGAAGAGAAGCGGAGUCUGUGGAGCUCGUUAGAGCGGUGAGGAAACUGAGUAAGGAGUUGUCCAGAGAACAGAAGAGGGGAUUGAAUUUGCCGCAAAAUGUGAAGCAGAAGCUGGCGAAUGAGAUUCUGCAGAGGCUGCAAGGUGACAAUGUCGACACCAAUGUGACAAAACAACGAGAAACAGUGGACUUAUGGCGAAUUGAGAAACUAGAAGAAGUUAGAAGGGUGACAACUUCAAAAUCAAAUAUAGAUUCAAGCAUCUCUUACCAGGAAGCAAAGAUGUUGAAAAGAGUGUUGGAGUCUAAUUGGCUUAUGCUCUUGGAAGGAAUUGGGCUCUGGAUUCCAGCUGAUGUUAUUCACACUGAACACAAUGAUAAACCUAAAGAUGAGCAGGAUCUUGAGGAGAUAAUUCCUGGUCGACCACUGCCUCCUGAAUGCCAUGCUGAGCUUCAUACUGAUUAUGAUGGAGCUGCUGUUAGAUGGGGGCUUACCCACCAUAAAGACAGCGCUGCUGAUUGUUGUCAGGCUUGCUUAGAUCAGGCCAAACAUCCAAAGCCAGGGGAAAAGAAGUGCAAUAUAUGGGUUUACUGCCCGUCAGAGUUUGGGUGCUAUUCACCAGAUAUAUAUGAACACAAACAUCAGGAGUGCUGGCUGAAGCAGGCCGAAAAACCUCGGUUGAACUUCAAAGAUAAGUAUUCCAAAUCUUACAGGAAGAAACACCCCAAUGCACCCAUAGUCGUGCCAUGGAUGUCAGGUGUUGUGGGUGCAUAACUAGCACCAUCUCCUUCCUUAAUGCUGCACUAAUACCCAGAAAAGGAAAUGUUUCAGAUCUAUAUGGCAAGAUAGCAACAUUGGCUGCCUGCAUUCACCAUGUCAUCUAAACCGUCUGACAAUUUCAUCCUGCUGCCACCAUUUUUCUAUGACAUAAUAUAUCUACCAAUCUAUCUAUCUAUC